This is a messenger RNA of Clupea harengus (Atlantic herring), 2528 nucleotides long. RefSeq names its product fatty acid amide hydrolase (gene faah). NCBI's taxonomy places the organism in Eukaryota, Metazoa, Chordata, Actinopteri, Clupeiformes, Clupeidae. Gene Ontology annotation, biological process: fatty acid catabolic process. Gene Ontology annotation, molecular function: fatty acid amide hydrolase activity; amidase activity. The record is from RefSeq and is a predicted model, not a curated record.
UCCGCUUUCCACCAACAACCGCUAAACUUGUUGGGGAAUCACCGCAGCUGUUAGCUCACUAACACAGUUUGCGCGGCGGUACAAUGGAGAGGACGAACACGGAAUUUUCUCUUUCAGAAAUGGACCCAACUUUUAUGUCAGUUCUGGCUGCUACAGCGUGCGGCGGGGCUGCACUGGUACUCUUCAUGAGAUACUGCAACAGACAGCGUAUGAAAGUUAAAAUUCGUAAAGCCAGAUCUAGAAGGGAUGCAUCGGUCCAGCAAGCAGAGCAGGCGGUUCAGCAGUUCAGUACCACAAAACCUGAUGCUGAAAAUGCGCGUAUUGUCUCACUGUCUCUGACCGAAUUGACCAAAAGAUUGCAAGAAGGUUCUUUGAGCCCAGAAGAAGCUCUCCAUGCCUAUAUGGAAAAGGCACUGGAGGUAAAUAAGAGACUGAACUGUGCUACAGACAUUCUACUGGAGAGCCGGGAGCAAUUAUCAAACAUAGAGAACUGCAGAGAUGGUCUUCUCUAUGGUGUCCCUAUCAGCAUCAAAGAUAAUGUGGGAUAUAAGGGUCACGACUCCACGUGUGGGGUGCUCUGUAAGGUGGACGAGCCUGCUGAGGAAGACUGUGUGGUAGUGACAGUGCUGAAAAGACAAGGAGCAAUUCCUUUCAUCAAGACCAACAUCCCUCAAGGCCUUCUCAACUAUGACUGCAGUAACCCAUUGUUUGGGCAGAGCUUGAACCCCCAUAACCUUCAGAAGACUCCAGGGGGCUCUUCUGGUGGGGAGGGGGCCCUCAUCGGAGGGGGUGGCUCUAUCCUGGGCAUCGGGACGGACAUCGGAGGAAGUAUCCGCAUUCCGUCCUCGUUCUGUGGGAUAUGCGGUUUCAAGCCAACAUCAAACAGAAUAAGUCUCCGUGGCCUUAGUUCAUGUUGUCGGGGCCAGAAAUCAGUGCUGUCUGCCGUAGGGCCCAUGGCCAGGGAUGUUGACAGUCUGGCCCUGUGCAUGAAGGCUUUGCUGUGUGAGGACAUGUUUGCCUUGGAUCCCACUGUGCCACCCAUGCCCUUUGAUGAUAAGGCGUACUUAAGCACCAAGCGCCUUCGGAUUGGCUACUGUGAGAAUGAUGGCUAUCUCAUGCCCUCGCCCAGUAUGAGCAGGGCCUUCAGGGAGACCCGAGAGCUGCUUGAGAAAGCAGGACACACAUUUGUGCCAUUCACUCCCCCGCGAAUUGCCUAUGCUAUGCACGAGCUGAUUGUGAAAGGCCUCCUGGCAGAUGGAGCCGAGACACUACUCAGUAACUUGAAAGGUGGACCGGUGGACCCAUGUUUGAUGGCCCAGAUCAUUCCAUACCGUUUGCCACACUGGCUGAAGAAAACCCUGUCAGUGAUCCUCAGGCCAAUUUUACCUCGCAUUUCUGCCAGCCUGAGUGCCUUAUGUGGAGUCAGCUCUGUACCAGACCUGUGGAGGCAGCAUGCCAGUGUUGAGGAUUACACCCAUGAAUUCAUCUCUGAAUGGCAGAGGCUGAAGAUGGACGUGCUGCUCUGCCCAAUGCUUGGGCCUGCUUUUAACCUCAACUACUGUGGAAAGCUCACCUGUGCUCUUUCCUACACGGUGCUGUAUAACCUUCUCAAUUUCCCCGCGGGGGUGGUGCCAGUGUCCACGGUAACCACUGAUGAUGAGGCCCAGCUGGACAACUACAAGGGCAACUUUGGGGACCCAUGGGACAAGUUUUUUGUCAAGGCUGUGAAAGGUGCCGUAGGACUUCCAGUUGCGGUGGAGUGUGUGGCUCUUCCCUGGCAAGAGGAACUGUGUCUUCGCUUCAUGAAAGAGGUGGAACAGCUAGUUAAAGAGAGCAGGAAGUGAAGUCAUACCAUUGCAACUGCAGUGCCUUAGAACCAUCACACUGAAUACACUGUUGCUGGGGACACAGUAGACCUAGGCUAAUAUGACUAGGCAUAAUGAGUAGGAAACAGGAAUCCUUUACAUUUCAUCCACUUCUCAUGUCACUUUAAAAUGAUUAACACUAUUCUGUAUUCAUACUAAAAUACUCCAGUGGGCAUAUACUACUUAUACUGCAAAUAAGUACUGUUUUUUUCUCCUGCACCUUUAGAAGUGUUUACAUGGAUUAUCCUCUUUACUGAUACAUCUCACAUCACACAUUGAAUUGCACUGAAGUUAAUUUUAAAUUCAACUGUUUCAACUGUUAUGGGUCUGGGUCUUAAAUGUUUCAAGCUAAUAUAAUGUGAGUUUUUACAUUUAGGCUCAAUUGACAAGUUCAUUUGACAUUUAUGUCAUGUGAAAAAGUAGUUUAAUGCAGCAUUAAAUAAUGAACAGACAGAUCACACAUUGAAGUGUGAUGCUUAAAAAUAACAAUUAAUUAACAAUUCGGAAAGGAAAGUAAUUUUGUUUAUGGGUCCAUGGGAUUACCAUAGUACUUUUCAAGGAAAGAAAGCACUCUGACAGGACGACCUCUGUAAUAAUUUAACAAAUUCAGUGAAUUUAUUUUCAUUAACAAUGAACUAGUAAAUACACAAAUUUGUAAAAGAA